Molecule: messenger RNA, 444 nt
Organism: Chionomys nivalis (European snow vole)
Lineage: Eukaryota; Metazoa; Chordata; Mammalia; Rodentia; Cricetidae
Product: hemoglobin subunit epsilon-Y2
Exons: 3
Coding region: 1-444 (147 amino acids)
Biological process (GO): oxygen transport; hydrogen peroxide catabolic process
Cellular component (GO): hemoglobin complex; blood microparticle; haptoglobin-hemoglobin complex
Molecular function (GO): heme binding; hemoglobin alpha binding; haptoglobin binding
Source: RefSeq, a predicted model, not a curated record
AUGGUGAACUUCACUGCUGAGGAAAAGGCUCUGGUCAAUGGCCUGUGGAGCAAGGUGAACGUGGAAGAUAUUGGUGGUGAAGCCCUGGGACGGCUUCUCGUUGUAUACCCAUGGACUCAGAGGUUCUUUGACAGCUUUGGGAACUUGUCCUCCGCCUCUGCCAUAAUGGGUAACCCGAGGGUCAAAGCCCAUGGCAAGAAGGUGCUGACUUCUCUUGGAGAAGCCAUUAAAAACCUAGACAACCUCAAGUCUGCCUUGGCUAAACUCAGUGAACUGCACUGUGACAAGCUACAUGUGGAUCCUGAGAACUUCAAGCUCCUGGGUAAUGUGCUGGUGAUCGUUUUGGCCAGUCACUUCGGCAAGGAAUUCACGCCCGAGGUGCAGGCUGCCUGGCAGAAGGUGGUGGCUGGGGUGGCCAAUGCUCUGUCCCACAAGUAUCACUGA